Toxorhynchites rutilus septentrionalis is the source of this 1852-nucleotide messenger RNA. RefSeq lists its product as uncharacterized. NCBI's taxonomy places the organism in Eukaryota, Metazoa, Arthropoda, Insecta, Diptera, Culicidae. The transcript is spliced from 3 exons. The coding region runs from base 56 to 1843 and encodes 595 amino acids. The record is from RefSeq and is a predicted model, not a curated record.
AUAGACGUUAAAUUCAAUCUUUGAAUCUCUUUCAAAUAAAAAAAAAUCAUAAACGAUGACCGAUACCGAUGCUGUGAAGGGUGAUAGCAUAAUCCAAUCCUCCAAACUCGCAAAUAAUGAAACCAGCACUCAAACUUCCGUUACUGAAUACAUGUCCGAGGUAGAAACAGCGGCAAAAUCUAUGAAAUCUACACAGGAAACUCAAAAAACGCACAAAAGGAAGCACAAAAAAGCAGGAAAUUCGGAGCAAUUGGAAACGCCGGUAUCAUUAGUUCAAGAGAAUACUAGCAAACAGUCAACAGCGCCAUUAGAUGAUUUGGAACCUCCAUUCAAGAAAAAUCGAAGAAUUCAAGUGCCAUCAGGUGAUAUCACGAAAGGAAUUUCAAGUAUUGAGCCAUCGCCAAAGAAACCACACAAGAAGAAGUUCACUGAUCCGACUCCCCAGAAAAUUGGUGUUCUAUUCGGCAUACCAUGUCGGCGGAGACCUUCGAAAAAUGCGAGCGACGAAAACAGACAGCUUGAAAUGCUCAAACAUUUGGGCAUCGUUUUUUUGUUCUCACGAUUAAAAAACCCGAUAAAAUGGAAUGCUGACACUUUUGAAGAGAUACGUCGCAUAGAGAAUAGUACAGAUUCUGAUAAGGUUACAUCUAGGUUUCCAAUUGAACACGCUGGAAAGAUGUACUGUAUGGCUCUGACGAACACGAUCAUUAAAGGUCGUAUGAAUUCACCAGAUGCUCCGCCGAAUUAUUUUGAAAAGGCUCUAAUCGAGCAUGUUAGUGAUUACAGUGGAUUAGUACAGAAAUAUGAGGACCAGUAUGUUAUUACCUGGAGGAUAACCGAAGGAUACUAUCUAUACGAUCCUUGUUUGAAAGAAACCUCCCAAUUGUUGUUUUUCAACAGCCUCAGAAUGAUGAUUAGAUUCAUUCAAGAAUCGAAGCAAUUAACCGACAAAUCGAAGUUUUAUAUGUCCCACAUCUCGUGGAUUUCAGUCUAUGAGGGGUCCAUAGUAACACUCAAUCGUAAAACACCCGUAUCUGAGGGGUUUAUUGUUUUGAAUCGCCACGAAGCAUUGCUAAUAGGAGACAGAUACUUGAAAGAGGCUAGUUUUAAAUUUGAAUCUCUGAGGAUAUCGUUGAACGCUAUUAGUUUGGCUCAACAACUUGAAACUAGAUCGUGGGAAGCAUCAAACUUGAACGAGUUGUUCGAAGGUGUAAUGACGGACAAGGUCAUCAACAAGCUUGGACUGUUUCUUUGUGAAGAAGGCGAAGAGGAACAUUUUCUGUUGGAAAAGUUUAGACUGAUACGAUUGGUUGUGAAAUUCGAUUUUACUGAGCGAGAACAUUUCGAGUCGGUUACCAAUUGUUUACUGGCGAUUCGAGUCGCUCUUAUCAUGAAAAUAGACGAAUCCUAUUUUGCCGUUUGGAGUAGUGAAAACAUCCUGUACUGGUUCUCGCCAUUUCGCUACGACGCUUUGGAGUUAAAUCCCGCAGGCAGAGAGGACAAGGCUUGUUUUCUGUAUGCGUUUAACUCAUUAUCUCGGCUAUCUCACGUGUUCUUUGAAUAUCUUACUGAAGUCGCACUUCUGCCGAAGCAUCCGAUCCAAAUGUUCACAGUUGACACAGAGCCGUUCGGUCGAAUGACCCGGUUACCGUUUGUGGACAGUACAGAUUCACUGAAUCACUCUGAACUGGAAAUUAGUGUUGCUGAGUUUGUGCAAAAACCAAUAUUGAUAUCAGAUGGGAAUUUACCACCGGCCACGGCAUCGGAACUGAAGUUAUGUCGCAUUAUUCUAAGAGAAAUAAUGACCAAAGCGGAAACAAACUAUCCAAGUGAACAAAAUUAGCAUCGAAAA